AAAGCACUGCGCAUGCGCCAGACAACUUCAUACGAAUCCUUCGGCACGUCUUAAGAUCCCUUGCCUGUCAGGAAUCACAAUGGGGAGUUAAAAUGUCAUAACAGAUCUUUUGUGUAGAAGACUGAAAUAAGGCAGUACAUCUCUAAUCAAUCUUGUGUACAUCAUGGCUGAAGAGGAGUAUGGCAGCUUUGUGGAUUGGGCCCAAAUGGGGGACCUGGCCAAGAGCAGUGGUCCUACUAACGUGGACUGCAAAGACCUAAAGGAGUUUAAGCAGAUGGCCCGGCAAGGAUACUGGGCUAAAAAUCAUAAACUUCGAGCACAGGUCUACCAACAGCUCAUCAAAGCCAUCCCCUGUCGCACUGUCACUCCAGAUGCAGAGGUGUACAAGGACAUUAUGAAAAAUGCAGGCUCUAAGAAACCCUCGUCCCACAUCCCUCUGCCGGAGUUUGUGGACGGAAACCCAGUGCCCAAGUACUGCCUCAAAGCAGAGGCUGUAGCUUCAGCCCAUCAGAUUAUGAACUGUGUGGCAGGACAGUUUCCAGACAUCUCUCACUGCCCUUCUCUUCCAGCAGUUACUGCAUUACUCCUCCACUUCAGUAAAGACGAGGCUCAGUGUUUUGAGCAUGUCAGUCGUAUACUUGCCUGUAAUGAGCCUGGGAAAAGACUGAUGGACCAAACGUUUCUUGCAUAUGAAUCCAGCUGCAUGACUUUUGGUGACCUGGCCAAUAAGUACUGUGCACCGGCACACAAGCUGAUUCUGGCAGCUGCUCAGGAUGUGCAGGAGGUGUACUGCGACUGGCAACGCUGGAUCCUGGGUGACCUCCCUUUUAACCAUGCUGUCCGAGUGCUGGAUGUUUACCUUGUGGAGGGGUACAAAGUACUCUACCGCGUGGCUAUCGCUUUGCUAAAAUUUUAUCGUAAGCACAAGGCUAGUGGCCAGAACAGCCAAGCAGCCCAGCCUCCUCAGGAUCCAGAA
Messenger RNA from Boleophthalmus pectinirostris (great blue-spotted mudskipper), 976 nucleotides. RefSeq names its product TBC1 domain family member 24-like. The record is from RefSeq and is a predicted model, not a curated record. The annotation marks the transcript as partial. NCBI's taxonomy places the organism in Eukaryota, Metazoa, Chordata, Actinopteri, Gobiiformes, Gobiidae. The transcript is spliced from 2 exons.